AGGCGGCCAGCGGGACAAGGCCCACACACUACACGUGAGGCUCCUUCGCCGAGGAGGGAGCGCUCCGAGAGCCCGAAGCGCGGGACGAGCUCCGCAAACAUUGGGGUGCGCACGAUAAAGGUCCUGGUGUCGCCAUGGGUCGCCGGCCCGCCCGGUGUUACCGGUAUUGUAAGAACAAGCCGUACCCGAAGUCCCGCUUCUGCCGAGGCGUCCCGGAUGCCAAGAUCCGCAUCUUUGACCUGGGGCGGAAGAAGGUGAAAGUGGAUGAGUUCCCACUGUGUGGCCACAUGGUGUCCGACGAAUAUGAGCAGCUCUCCUCCGAAUCCCUGGAGGCUGCCCGUAUCUGUGCCAACAAGUACAUGGUGAAAAGCUGCGGCAGAGAUGGCUUUCACAUCCGAGUGCGGCUGCACCCCUUCCACGUCAUCCGCAUCAACAAGAUGCUGUCCUGUGCUGGGGCCGACAGGCUCCAGACGGGGAUGCGGGGUGCCUUUGGGAAGCCCCAGGGCACAGUGGCCAGAGUCCACAUCGGCCAGGUCAUCAUGUCCAUCCGCACCAAGCUGCAGAACAAGGAGCAUGUGAUUGAGGCCCUACGCAGAGCCAAGUUCAAGUUCCCGGGCCGCCAGAAGAUCCACAUCUCCAAGAAGUGGGGCUUUACUAAGUUUAAUGUGGAUGGGUUUGAAGAUAUGGUGGCCGAGAAGCGCCUCAUCCCAGAUGGCUGUGGGGUCAAAUACAUCCCUAACCAUGGUCCCCUGGAGAAAUGGCGAGCCCUGCACGCCUAAGAGUCUCGGUGCUGCCCUCACCUUACACCUACCAAUAAAUCAACUUCCUAUCAAAAAAAAAAAAAAGAGUUGGUCUUUGUUUUUGUCAAACUACGAACUCCAUUCAAGUAUUGGGAAGCGAUUCCUCAAAACAAAAGAGCAGUCUUCAUUCAAAAAAAUAAAUCAGAACCCUGAUCAGAUGGCUCAAUGGGUUGGCGUGUCGCCUGUACACCAAAAAGUUGUGAGUUUGAUUCCUGGGCAGGACACAUAGUAGGUUGCAGGUUUGAUCUCGUGGUUGGGUGUGUAUAGGAGGCAACUGAAAGGUUAAUAUCGUGGUACUCUGGCAGGCUAAAAAGCCAUCUCAGGCAGUGAUUAAAGAAAACUGAAUUUA
This is a messenger RNA of Pipistrellus kuhlii (Kuhl's pipistrelle), 1149 nucleotides long. Its product is annotated as 60S ribosomal protein L10-like. Gene Ontology annotation, biological process: translation; ribosomal large subunit assembly. The record is from RefSeq and is a predicted model, not a curated record. Gene Ontology annotation, cellular component: cytosolic large ribosomal subunit; ribosome. Gene Ontology annotation, molecular function: structural constituent of ribosome. NCBI's taxonomy places the organism in Eukaryota, Metazoa, Chordata, Mammalia, Chiroptera, Vespertilionidae. The transcript has 2 exons. Bases 135 to 779 code for a protein of 214 amino acids.